This is a messenger RNA of Aspergillus aculeatus ATCC 16872, 3928 nucleotides long. Its product is annotated as chromosome segregation protein SMC. Gene Ontology annotation, cellular component: chromosome. The record is from RefSeq and is a predicted model, not a curated record. Gene Ontology annotation, molecular function: ATP hydrolysis activity; double-stranded DNA binding; cohesin loader activity. Lineage: Eukaryota; Fungi; Ascomycota; Eurotiomycetes; Eurotiales; Aspergillaceae. Gene Ontology annotation, biological process: mitotic sister chromatid cohesion. Bases 205 to 3804 code for a protein of 1199 amino acids. The transcript is spliced from 4 exons.
CCGCUCUCAAAGCUCACCACCCAUUCAUCGCAGGUGUCAUUUAACUCCUGGUGGUCGUGAUUAGAUUCUCUCGCCGCCCCAAUUAACCUUCAACUAGGGUGCAGGCUCCUGUGAAUCUUCUUGUCUGUGGUUGACGCGUGAUGACUUGGUUGUUGUAAUCGACUGCCAUUGUUUCUCGUGUCUCAUGCGCGCCGCUUCGUCAAGAUGUACGUCAAACAGAUUAUUAUCCAGGGCUUCAAGAGCUACAAGGACCAAACAGUCAUUGAACCGUUCUCGCCGAAACACAAUGUGAUCGUGGGUCGCAACGGAUCCGGCAAGAGUAACUUCUUCGCCGCCAUCCGCUUCGUUCUCAGUGAUGCCUACACGCACCUGGGUAGAGAAGAGCGCCAGGCGCUUCUUCAUGAAGGAUCGGGGUCCGCGGUGAUGUCGGCGUACGUGGAAAUCAUCUUCGACAACUCGGACGACCGAUUUCCCACCGGCAAGCCUGAGGUGGUCCUUCGUCGCACGAUCGGCCUGAAGAAAGACGAAUACACCCUCGACCGUAAGAACGCCACCAAAUCCGAUGUGAUGAACCUGCUCGAGUCGGCCGGUUUCUCCCGGUCCAACCCGUACUACAUCGUGCCCCAGGGUCGCGUGACGGCCUUGACCAACAUGAAGGACUCCGAGCGCCUCAAUCUGCUCAAGGAAGUCGCCGGAACCCAGGUCUACGAGGCCCGCCGGGCGGAGUCGCUGAAGAUCAUGCACGAGACAAACAACAAGCGCGCCAAGAUCGACGAGCUUCUGGAUUUCAUCAACGAGCGUCUGGCGGAACUGGAGGAGGAGAAGGACGAGCUAAGGAAUUAUCAGGAGAAGGACAAGGAACGCCGAUGCUUGGAAUACACCAUCUACUCUCGUGAGCAGCAGGAGAUUGCCAGUUUCCUCGACAGCUUGGAGGAGCAAAGGCAGACGGGCGUUGAGGACACUGAUAUGAACCGCGAUCGCUUCAUCCAGGGAGAGAAGGAAAUGGCGCAGAUUGACUCGGAGAUCGCCGAGUGCAAACAGCAGAUCGAAUUCCUAAAGGUUGACAAGGCUCAAUUGGAAGACGAGCGUCGCGAGGCUUCUAAAGCUCUGGCGCAGGUUGAGUUGCAGGCCAAGUCUCUGUCCGACAACCAGGCUGCCGCUCUGGCGCUCAAGGCACGUCACGAUGAAGAUCUCAAGACCGUGCAGGAGGCGAUCCAGGAGCGUGAGGCAGAAUUGCAGGAGCUUCUACCCCAGUUCAACGCUGCCAAGGAUCAGGAGGAGGCUGUCAAGGCCAAGCUUACCGAAGCAGAGACGGCACGCCAACGGCUGUAUGCUAAGCAAGGUCGCAACUCCCGUUUCCGCAACAAGGGUGAGCGCGACAAGUGGCUCCAGACAGAGAUCAAAGAGAAUUAUGCUUCCAUUUCCUCAGUCCAGGACGUCAUGGCGCAGACCCAGGAGGAUAUCAAGGAGCUUGAGAAUGAGAUUGCGCUUCUCGAGCCGGAGACUGAGCGCUUGCGCAAGAUGAUUGAUGGCAGAGGAGACACUAUGCAGUCCGUGGAACAGCUGGUUCAAUCCGCCAAGGAUGAGAGGGACCGCUUGAUGGACCAGCGAAAGGAGCUUUGGAGAGAAGAAGCCAAGCUGGACUCGAUUCUGUCGAACGCCUCGAACGAAGUGGAGCGCGCGGAACGCAAUCUAUCUCAGAUGAUGGACCACAACACAAGCCGCGGUAUUGCGGCCGUCAGACGAAUCAAGCGCCAGUACAAUCUUGAGGGAGUAUACGGUACCCUGGCGGAACUCUUCGAAGUCAGUGAUCGGUAUCGGACCUCCGUCGAAGUUACAGCGGGUCAAAGUCUCUUCCACCAUGUUGUCGAUACCGACGAGACUGCCACGAAAGUCUUGGAAAUCCUCCAGCAGGAGAAGGCUGGGCGAGUCACAUUCAUGCCUUUGAACAGGCUACGAACCAGACCCAUCAAGAUGCCCAGAGCAAGCGACACGAUCCCCAUGAUUGAGAAACUCCAGUUUGAUGCGAAAUACGAGAAAGCUUUCAACCACGUCUUUGGCAAGACCAUCAUCUGCCCGAACCUGCAGGUGGCUUCACAGUAUGCCCGCAGCCACGGAGUCAAUGCGAUUACGCCGGAGGGGGAUCGUUCUGACAAGAGAGGUGCCCUUACUGGUGGUUUCCACGAUUCGCGGCAGUCAAGACUCGAUGCCGUGAAGAACUUGACAAAGUGGAGAGAUGAGUAUGAGAACAAGAAGAGCCGCGGGACCGAGAUCCGAAAAGAAUUGGAGCAUCUGGACCAGCUCAUCACGAAAUCCGUAGGCGAACUGCAGAAAUUGGAACAACAAAGACACCAGGUGCAGAACAGCAGCGGGCCGAUGCGACAAGAGCUGAAGGCCAAGCGCGAUCUUCUCCAGAAGAAGACCGACAACCUGGAAGCCAAACGCCGGGCUAUCCGCAACAUUGAGAACAACCUGGCUGCUUUGUCUGAUCAAGUCAGUGCUUUCGAGGCAGAACUGAAAUCACCGUUCCAGAAGGCGCUCAGUAACGAGGAAGAAGCACGCUUAGAGACCCUCAACAACACUGCGCAAGAGUUGCGACGUCAAUACCAAGAGCUGUCCAGUCAGCGUAGUGAGCUCGAGGCUCGUAAGUCGGUUCUUGAGGUGGAAUUGCGGGAGAACCUAAACCCGCGGUUGGACCAGCUCAUAGGCCAGGAUAUGGAUAUGGCCGACGACGAUGGCCAAGGCAACCUGAAGGAGACACAGCGGGAGAUGAAGCGCCUGCACAAGGCCCUGGAGAAGCUUGCUCAACGCCUGCAGCAGGUGGAUGACUCGAUCGACCAGGCUACUGCUCGUGUUUCCGAGCUCGAGCAGCGGAACGCCGAGACCCGCCGUGAACUCGAAGAACUGGCCAAGUCCAUCGAGAAACACCAGCGUCGCAUGGAGAAGAGCAUGCAGAAGAAGGCGGCUUUGACAAAACAGGCGGCUGAAUGUGCUGCCAACAUCCGCGACCUGGGUGUGCUACCGGAUGAAGCGUUCAGCAAGUACAAGAACACGGAUUCGAACACGGUGGUCAAGAAACUGCACAAGGUCAACGAAAGCCUCAAGAAGUACUCUCACGUCAACAAGAAGGCCUUUGAGCAGUACAACAGCUUCACCAAGCAGCGUGAGACGCUGACGAGCCGAAGAGAGGAGCUCGAGGCAUCCGAAAAGUCCAUCGACGAUCUGAUCACCGUCCUCGACCAGCGCAAGGAUGAGGCCAUCGAGCGUACCUUCAAGCAGGUUUCGCGCGAGUUUCACAAUGUCUUCGAGAAGCUCGUCCCGGCUGGCCGUGGGCGCCUGAUCAUCCAGCGCAAGACGGACCGCGCUCUCCGCCAGCCCGAUGACCUGGAGUCCGAGGACGAGGAGAACCGCGAAAGCGUGGAAAACUACGUUGGCGUUGGCAUCAGCGUCAGCUUCAACAGCAAGCACGAUGACCAGCAACGGAUCCAGCAGCUCAGUGGUGGACAGAAGAGUUUGUGUGCUCUCGCCCUGGUCUUCGCGAUCCAGGCCUGUGAUCCGGCCCCCUUCUAUCUCUUCGACGAGAUCGACGCCAACCUCGACGCCCAGUACCGGACGGCCGUCGCGCAGAUGCUCAAGUCCAUCUCGGACUCCACCAACGGCCAGUUCAUCUGCACGACCUUCCGCCCGGAGAUGUUGCACGUGGCCGAGAAGUGCUACGGCGUCAGCUUCCGGCAAAAGGCCAGUACGAUCGACGUGGUGUCGCGGGAAGAGGCGUUGAAGUUUGUGGAAGAGCAAAAGACAUGAUCAGUAGGGUGGGGUAAUGGUUUCCGGAAUGGGUUUGUUUUCAAGGGAGCAGGCGCAUUUGAGGGGUUUUUCUUAUUGUGGCAGUGGCAGUGACACUAUUUACAUAGUUUGAUGUAGAGGGAGC